UGUAAGUGGCAGAACCACGGAGUCCGUCAUGGAGAAUGCAGGGCUCCUAAGUGUCCUUGUGUUGGCAGGCCUGCCAGCUAUAGUACAAGCUCCAACUUAUAAAAUAUGUGGGGAUUUAAAUUCCGACAUCACGUUGUCUUUGGCACCUUUGGGUAUCGAGAGGAAAAUAAAGUUUACAUCCCCAAAAAAAGACGUGCUGAUUGCGAAGACUGAAAAUGGCAAAGUGACUUCCAUAUUGAACAACAAAUACAAGCUUCGUGAUAAUGGGACCAAACUGGUCAUAGAAAAUGUGACUGAAGAUGAUGUUGGAAUAUACACAGAUGACAUUACUUUAAAUGAAGAUGGUGAAGUGAGAAAAGAGACCUUUAACGUCACCAUUUGUGGUGGUGAUCAAGAUGAUCAGUCUUCAUUUUCAACUUCAUCUUCUUCGGUUCCAAAUACACAAAGGUCACAUAGAUGGAUAAUGAAAAUGGUCUCCUUGAUAUCGGUGUUGAUAUUAUCUGUGGUGGUGUUGUGGAAGUGUUGGAAGAGGUCAUCAGACUCAAGUGGACAAGGUGACCCGAAUAAUGAAGACCACGUGAAUUUUCCCAUUCAAGAAACAGACACUGAAGAGUCUUCAUUUAUCAAUAUCCAUCAAGGAAAGUCUGAAUUCAAAGACCAAGAAGAUGAUGAGCUCCGUAUAGAAUCAACUGGAACAGAGAAGAUCAUCGUGUCUUCCUCUCUUUAUGAGGCUUUUUAGGAUAUGGAUAAUGUUUUUGCUGCCUAGGCCACUGGUUGGACUGGUAAACAGUCCUAAGAUUUUCCACAAGGCACAUAUUUUUAAAGACUUUGAGAAUGAAAGGUUUUUUUUACUUUGCACCUUUGACUAAGUGGAAGAGCAUACACAGAUAACCAUUUCAAAGAUGUUUCUCAUUAAAGGGGUUGUCCGGGUUCGGAGCUGAACCCGGACAUAGCCAUAAUUUCACCCAGGCAGCCCUCUCUGACAUGAGCA
This is a messenger RNA of Bufo bufo (common toad), 991 nucleotides long. RefSeq lists its product as uncharacterized. The record is from RefSeq and is a predicted model, not a curated record. Lineage: Eukaryota; Metazoa; Chordata; Amphibia; Anura; Bufonidae. The transcript is spliced from 8 exons. The coding region runs from base 29 to 739 and encodes 236 amino acids.